This is a messenger RNA of Linum tenue, 449 nucleotides long. The record is from the annotation of a GenBank genome assembly. Lineage: Eukaryota; Viridiplantae; Streptophyta; Magnoliopsida; Malpighiales; Linaceae.
GACGAAUUGCGAGGUCUAUGGACGAACCGAGGAAGGAAGAAUGAACACGGCAGCCGAUUGCGAGGAGGAAGUGGGAAUUUCUUCUCCCAACAGUACCGUUUCGAGUAUAAGCGGGAAGAGGAGCGACAGGGAUCAACCGGACACCACCUAAUCCGCCAGAGAGGAUCUCGACGCCGCCGGCUCCCUGGGCGGGAUCAGAUGGUGGAGGCGGUGAAGGCGGUGGAAGCGGAGGUGGAGAAGGUGGCAACGACAGCUGUUGAGGCGGUGGGGAUGAUGAAGGCGGCGGCGACGGAGGAGGUGGCGGCGGUGGAGGCGGAGGUGACAGAGGAGGUGGCGAUGGAGGAGGCGGCCAUUUUGAGAGAUUGAAGAGAGAGAGGAGAAAGAAAGGAGAGAGAAACUGAGAUGAAGAAAUGGGGGGAUGACUAAUAAAUUAGUCUCUCACCUCCUAC